UCUGACUGCAGACUCUGCUGACCGUUCCAGGAUGCCGAGCGACAAGAUGAGCGCCCUGGUAACCUUUGUCUUGCUGGUCUCAGUCUUCAUAAAUGGCGUCUCGACAAAAUCACCAGUGACGUCAUCAGACAACGACACAGCUGUAGAUGAUUCUACAGUCCAAGAAAACAAAACUUCAAUCGAUAUACAUAUAAAGGAGUUGCCAAUUCCUGAACAACACUCAGAAAACAGUUCCGUAAACAUUGAAAAUUCAUCGAUUCUCAACGUUUCGAAGUCAUUCAUUGUCAAUGAAAGCAGGGAUAAGUUAGACACUGAGGAUAUGAUUGAUAACGAACUGCUUGUAGGAAGGAUUAAAAGCAAAGAUGACAUGAAAAAGAGGACUCUCCGACUGAAACAAAUACGGAAAAUUCUAAAACAUAUUUCCAAAUCAACAAAUAUUUUACAGAAAAAUAACACAAAUGGACAUGAAAAUAUGACUGCAGAAGAAAAUAUCAUGGAUGUUUCAAAAGCUAUUUUGCGUAAUAUUCUUACAAAAUACGUACAAUAUAAGGAGCUUGAAAACAAUGCGACGGAAACGAAUAAUGAGACAUUAACAAUGGAGAAUUAUGAUGAUAAUUCUACAGUCCGAACUGAAGGCAAAAACACUUCUAAUGUGUUAGUAAAUUUCAUUCGUUUAUUUGAGUCCGACAACCCAGUAGUCCGCGAAAGAAUAGGUAACUACGAUGAUGAUGCAGACGACGAUAAUGAUGAUGAUACCGAUGACGACGAUGAUGAUGAUACCGAUGAUAUCAUUCAACUUGUUGAAAAGAUAGAAACUGUAGAGAAUAGAGAGGACAACGACUAUGAUAUAUCGGAUUUUAUAAUCAAUAUGUUGGGAGGAGCUCAUAACAACGAUUGGGACCUUAACCCGGACAAUGACUUAGAAUCAAGGAUAGAUUAUCCUCUUGAUGGUAUAACAAAUUUUAACAACGAAAAACAGGCCCUGACCACUGAUGUGGUACAAGAUCACAUACAUAGUCCUAAUUAUGUUCCCCAUAUUGAACAUCCAAACACUGAUGCUAGUGCCGGGAACUUAGCAAACGGCAAGAUGGAAAACUUACUCUGGAAGGACUUUUUCAGUUUUGAAAUUCCAGACAAAGUUACCAAAAAACCGAACAAUGUUCCAGAUGGGAAUAGCCCUAAGAUGGUAGCUAACACGCACUUUCACAAAAAACCUGCCAUUGAUGGUAAAUACGAUUACGAAGAAGAGGAUGAUAGCUGGGAAAGUUAUGAGGACUACAAUUACCCCGAGGAAACAUACACCGAUUACAUUGAUGAAUAUGACGUUCAAGUCCCAAAGAUUGGAAAAAGUAAAACAGUUGUACCCCACGUAAUUGAAACAAACAAACUUUAUCCCGCUCACUCCUCGCUUAGUGGUAACCUAUUUGAUCAUAACAUAAAUCAAAGGAAUUUUCACCGCCAGCAAGUUUAUGAUUAUGUCGAUGAAAGCAGAGAAACACCGUUGACAAGUGCAUGGAAUAACAAUUACAUCGGCCUAGGAAAUGGGAAGCAAAAUGGUCACACGAAUUCACACCAGAAAACCUUCUAUUCUUUACACUCAGGGAUUGAUAAAGAGUCUAGUGAAGAAUAUGACGACAACAUGAUCGUAGAUGCCAUGCUGCCUCAUUUAAAAAUCGGAAAACCAUCAAAUAAGAAAACAACUACAUUUGUUGAUAGACUUAGUCUAUUCAGCAGAGAUAAAAAGUACUCAUCUGAUCAUGAUGACGACAGCACAAGCCAUGAUAUUGAGCGCGAGGAAAGUGACAAAGUUCCUGUUGGAAUAAAACGUUUGUUUCACAAUAAAAAAAUGAAAAUACAUUCAGGUUCACAAAGCUCUGAUUCAUCGUCAUAUUCAUCGGAGAAAGUUUCAUCUUCAUCUGAAGUCGACAGCAUUAGCAGUGAAGAACAACUUCAUUACAAGAGUCGCACUAGGAAAGGUUCAGACAGCAGAUUAAAUUCUUAUAGCAAAGAAGAUCAUUCAUAUUCAUCAGAGAGUUCGCUACCAGAUCGGAUUACAAGUUUGUUUCACAAUAAGAAAUCGAGAGUUUAUUUGGGAUCACACAGCUCCGACUCAUCGUCAUAUUCAUCUGAACAACUUUCGUCUUCAUCAGAGGAAAUUGACAGCAUGAGUAGUAGUGAGGAACAAUCACAUCUUCUGCGUCGUGCCAGAAAGGGAUCAAGUUCCCAUUCUAGCAGCACAGAAUCUCAAUCACAUUCAUCAGAGAGUUCUUUAUCUCUCAGCGACGAAAUCUCUUCUUCUUACGAAGAUUACAGCACUGAACACGCCAAGAAGUAUUCGAAAGAAAAAUUUUAUUGGCCUCAUCAGAUGAAUAGAGGGGGAUCUUCUGGAACAUCCGAAUCUAUAAGUGAUGAAUACAGUUCAGAAUCUUUCAGCAAUGAAAACUUUUCAUCCUCUGAUGAAGAUAGCUUAAGCAGUAGCAGCGAAGAACGCGUUCCAGUUGUAAAAGAUGAAUCAAGGUUUGUGCAUAUUCAUAAACCAAAAAGCCAUGUAAAGCCUUUUAAUCAUUAUUAUACAUUCUUCAAAACUCGUGAUUGGAAAAGAUUGGAUGAAAACAGAUACGUGGAAGAGAGUAGAGCAUACCACAGAAAACACUUCGAUGAUGAUGACAAUAUUAACGAGGUCACAACCCCCCUACCAAAAGUAAAUGUGGAACAAUUGUAUGUUAGUAAAGUAAAACAGGACGUUCCAAAACGUCCUCCGCAACCAUUUGUACUGCUCCAAAGAACUGCAAUAGUUCGAACGACGCCACCUCCUCCUCCGACACCUUACAUUCCAGUACCGACCCAACCACCUCCUCCUCCGACACCUUACAUUCCAGUACCAACCCAACCACCUCCUCCUCCGACACCUUACAUUCCAGUACCGACCCAACCACCUCAACCUCCGACACCUUACAUUCCAGUACCGACCCAACCACCUCCUACCCCGACACCUUACAUUCCAGUACCGACCCAACCACCUCCUCCCCCGACACCUUACAUUCCAAUACAAGUAACCAGACCUCCGCCACCAGCACCUCCUGUUGUCAAUAGAAUACAAAUUUUGAAAACUGUUGUGCCACGAUACCAACCACCACCGCCACCACCUCAACCACGGCCGGUACCUAAAAUACACAUAGUCAGAACUAGAUUUACCACGCAUAGACCAAUAACAACACCACCACCACCGCCGCCUCCACAAUUUCGUCCUAUACCAAGAGUGCAGCUACUUAGAGUUCCUGUGUAUCCAACCCCUGCUCCAAGGCCAACACCAAUACCUACCCCAAAACCCACACCAAAACCUAACUACUUGCAAUGGCUACCAAUCAUUUAUAACAAAAUAAUGAAUUUCAGAAAAGAGAACAAGCCAAAACCUAAACCCGUUCAGCCAAAGAAGCCGACGUCAUAUGAUAUUUUACAAAAUGAAAUAAUGCAGAUUGACGUACAGAAGGCUUGGACCAAUAGCUAUCAAAGUAAUGUAAAGAAAGGUUCUUACGCUAAAAGUUCCUACAAAAAGCCAAAUACUUAUAGCAGUGGAUAUCAGAAUUUGUCAUAUAAGAAACCAACGUAUGGAAGAUAUGGCAAUGCAUAUUCGAAAACUCAACCUCAAAGAAGUUACGGAAAGUAUGGUCGGGCAUAUGCUCAAAAUUCAUUCCAAAAAACAAGGACUGGCUACGGAUACAAAAAUAACGAGAGAACUGGUUAUUUUAACAGGCUUUACAGAAAGAAAUAUUCUCCAAAAUUAUCGAGAUUUAAUGUACCUUAUCAGAUAUCGAAUUCAAACAGACACUAUCGAUCAAAUGCAUACGGACAGUUGCAUAAACAUCCUGGACAUUCUGCAAAAGAAGAUUGUGAUACAAAUGGUGUGCCUAGAAAUAUACAUUUCUCAGCAAACAAAAACAUUAAUGCAUAUUCUGGUUCAAGCAUGAACCGAUUCCAUCCGACAUUUAACAAAUGGAAGUAUUAAGUGUUGAUUUUUAAUUAAUUGUAACGAUUGCCUUUUUUGUCGUACCCUAUAUGAAUCAUUCUGUUUUAAAUUGGAUUGUUAUUUUUUUGUAUGUUUAUAUAAUAUAUUAAACUUUAUUUAUUAGUUGAUGUCAAUUUCUGGGUUGUUUUUUUUAAUUUCAUUAUUAAAAU
Messenger RNA from Magallana angulata, 4176 nucleotides. RefSeq lists its product as uncharacterized. The transcript has 2 exons. Bases 32 to 4006 code for a protein of 1324 amino acids. NCBI's taxonomy places the organism in Eukaryota, Metazoa, Mollusca, Bivalvia, Ostreida, Ostreidae. The record is from RefSeq and is a predicted model, not a curated record.